AUGCCGGGCAUCCACCGCUACACCGCCGUGCUGGUGCUGCUCACCAUCAGCACCCGCCUCCUGCAGCUGACCGCGGCGUGGCCGGCAUUGCCCGACCCAGCGUCGCUCGAGCCGUCGCUGCUUUUCCCGUCCGCGGGUGCCACCACCUCGCCAACGCAGCCCCAGUCAGCCGGGGGCGCCUCCACAAUCCCGGCCUUCCCGGAGCAGUCAGAGGCCGCUGCGGCCGCUGCCACCUCCGUCUGCCAGCUCACCCCGUCGCCUCCGCUCCUUCCCGCUGUCCUAGCAUCCUGCAACGCCAAUGCCGGCGGGAGCAAGGGGGCGCUCCCGCCGCGGCUAAGAUGCUGCCCGGCGCUCGCCGCGUGGCUGUACGCUGCGUACGCGCCCACCGCGCUCUCGGGCCGCGGUAUCGGAGAAGCGUCAGUGGCCGCGUCGGCGGAGGCCGCCGCCGUGGUGGACAUGCCAGUGCUGCCAGACGACGCGGAGGAGUGCGCGGGCGCGACGGACCGUGCGCUGCGGGCGGCCGGGGCGGCGCUCCCGCGGCCGCAUGGGGGCCGGAGCACCAGCACUGGCAACGGGACGGCGGCGUGCGACGUGGCGUUCUGCUACUGCGGGGUGAGGCUGCGGCGGCCUGCGUGCGCGGCGCCGCAGGGCAGGAUGGCGAGGAGAUUGGAGAGGGACUGCGCGCUUCCGGGGCUCGCCGGCUGCUCCAGGUGCCUCCGGGCGCUCAACAAGCUGGGUGGGAGGAGCAACGCCACGUCGUCGGCGUCGGCGAAGGCCAAGCAGGAGCAGCGCGAGGACUGCCACCUCAUGGGCCUGACGUGGCUGCUGAAUCGGAACGCCACGCGCCACCGCGAGGCGGCCACGGCGGUCAUCCAGGCGCUCAUGGCGGCCGACGAGGCCGGCGCGGGCCACCCGCCCACCUGCUCGCUCCCCGCCGACGAUGAGCUGCCUGUGGCCGUCGGCUCCUCGCAGAUUAACGACGCCACGUCCGCAUCGAUAUCUUCCGCCGUUGGCAGCCUGCUUCUGGUGUUGCUUGGUGCUGCCGUCGUCUUCUUGUCCUGCUGCUUCUAA
This is a messenger RNA of Miscanthus lutarioriparius, 1071 nucleotides long. The record is from the annotation of a GenBank genome assembly. NCBI's taxonomy places the organism in Eukaryota, Viridiplantae, Streptophyta, Magnoliopsida, Poales, Poaceae.